AUCCCCACCCCUCUCCCCAGCGGGGUUAAACUGUAAUGGGUUAUUUUGUUAUAUAUAUUGUAUCUCUUUCCUUUUGCAGACACAAUAUGUUCAGAUUGCGGAUAGUAUACGAAGUGCAAUACCACGUUUGAAACUGUUUAAUGAUAAAGACUAUCUAAAAGAUGUUAAGUAUGAACUAAAGAAAAUUCAUUUAAAGAAAUGUUCAUUAACAGUGAUUCCUAAAUUUAAGAAGGAAGAAUUCUCACAACCCACGGUGUGUUCUGAAACAAGAAAGAAAACGCCAGACAGUAAAGUUAGUUCACAAGCUUCUGAGAAGCCAGCGACUGGUGUUAGUUCCCAAGCUUCUGACCAUCCAGAAACAGAUACAAUGUUUACCAAAGAAACUGAACCAUUAUUAAAGAAACAGAAACCUAACCAUGUUACAACCACUUCUUCACCGCCAUUUUCGUUUCAUCCAUUUCAAACUAUUUCCACGUCACCAAAACACGACUUUGUGUUACAUGAUAUACAACUUGAUGAAAAACCAGCCCAAAAUGUAAACAUGCCAACAGACGAAAAGCCUCCCGAAGAAUGUAGAAACACGAUAGAAACAAGUCCUUUCUCACAUACAGAACGUCACGUGAUUUCACACAUUUCGAAUGUCUUCAAUCAGAAACACGACAUUUCGCAUCUAAAUAGACCGACUAGACAUUGUAACAGGCCAGAGUUGGGAGACUUUCCACAUCCAUCUGUGCUUGAUAAUGAUUAUUUUACUAAAUUCUCUCAACCCAACAUUCAAACUAUCUUAAGCCAGCCAAUUAACACGCUUCGUUGUAAUCGCAGACGUUCGAAUCGAACGCUCGAAUGUAACAAUGAUGAAAUAAUAAAAUCUGACUUUUUGGAUUACAUCGACAGUAUACCUAUCCAUGCGUUGGAAAAUGAGCUCUUAGGUGGAGAGUCAAGACGGAGGAGUGGUACGUUUUCACAAGAUUCGAAUAUUGUUUCCCUCGAGUUGGUAAAACCAACGAUGAAGAGCCCGUCCCCUCCGAAAUUAUACCGAAUGAAUAUGUAUUAAUUUAAUGAUUUUUAUUUUUGAAUUUUGUGUAUCAAUAAUGUUAAUAUUUUGGAAUUGUUUUGUUUUUAUGUACAACCAUGUUCCCAAGAUUUUUUGCCUUUUUGACAUCGAAGCGGCGGCAAAAUUAUCGUCAAGUAAGCGCUAGCGG
Molecule: messenger RNA, 1202 nt
Organism: Hydractinia symbiolongicarpus
Lineage: Eukaryota; Metazoa; Cnidaria; Hydrozoa; Anthoathecata; Hydractiniidae
Exons: 6
Coding region: 368-1054 (228 amino acids)
Source: RefSeq, a predicted model, not a curated record